Molecule: messenger RNA, 1450 nt
Organism: Musca vetustissima
Lineage: Eukaryota; Metazoa; Arthropoda; Insecta; Diptera; Muscidae
Product: serine protease 53-like
Exons: 6
Biological process (GO): proteolysis
Molecular function (GO): serine-type endopeptidase activity
Source: RefSeq, a predicted model, not a curated record
AUGGAAGAUCCUGAAACGGAAUUUACAUAUCUGAUUGCUGGCGGCUCCCGAAAUCCAAUACCAAUGGAAAAAUUCCUACCCUAUAUGGUAUCGAUACGUUCCAGAAAUCCACAAAAAUAUUUUGGUGAUAAUCAUUUCUGUGCGGGGACAAUAAUUGAAAAGGAUUUAGUGCUGACCACGGCCCAUUGUGUGAUGGACAAACGUCGGGUUAUAACCAAACCUCGUAGGUUGUUAUUGGUUGCUGGAACGCCAAAUCGAGUGGAACCUGCCAAUACUACCAUUCAGUACCCAGUACGUUCUCUAGUGGCUAAUACAAAUUUUGUACGCAAAAAUCUAAAUGAUAUUGCCAUUAUACGUCUGAAGGGACUAAUACCGGAGAAUAGCUCGGCCAUAAGAGCCAUUAAGUUACCGGUGGGUCCACCUCAAUAUGGUAGCCAUUGUACGUUAUUGGGAUGGGGCCGCUUGUGUAGGAACGGUCCCCUGUCAGAUUUGGCAACACAUUUGGGCGUCCGUCUAUACACACCCGAGGAAUGUCGUCAAAAACUGGCAGACAGAUUUAAAGAAGGUAUGCUGUGUGCCGGUGAAAAUAAACCGUUUAAACAGGACCCUUGUCGUGGUGACAGCGGUGGUCCUUUGAUUUGCAAUAACACCCUAACCGGUAUCAUUUCGUGGACCAUUGGUUGUGGUAGCUUCCAUGCCGCCAGCCUAUACACAGAUGUUUGCCAUUAUAGACCCUUGCGCAAAGGUGAGCAAGAUUUUGUAGAUCGUACACUAGCUGAAUAUGAUGACCGCAUAGUGAAAAUCCAAGGCCGUAUUAGCAGUGGUUAUAGACCAAUAAACGCCGAUUUAGAUCGUCAUGUGGUGUCGAUUAGGACCCGCAAGCCAACCGCCUACUUUGGUGAUAAUCAUUUUUGUGCCGGUGCCAUUAUUACCUCGAGAAUAAUUUUGACAGCCGCUCAUUGUGUGGUGGAUGGACAUCGCAUUGUUACCCGUCCUCGGCGGCUAAGAGUGGUGGCAGGCUCUCCAAAUCGUUUGAAAAAACAACAGACCACAAUGGAGUUUAUGGUCUCAAAGGUUAUACCACAUCCCAAAUUUCAGCGACGCAAAGGUUAUGAUAUUGCCCUGCUGGUGUUGUCCGACUCAAUACCAAGAUCAAAUACAAAAAUCAAAAUUAUAUCAUUGGAAAAACACAGACCAGAGGUGGGAACUAAAUGUCAAACUCUGGGAUGGGGACAGCUUUAUUGGGACGGUCCAUAUGCUGAUCGCAUUACCUAUGGCAAUAUGAGCAUAGUGUCCAAUUCUCUGUGUGUGAAGGCUUAUGGCAAUUAUUUUACCGACGAUUUACUUUGUGUUGCCAAUCCCAAAGAUCCUUUUGUUGAUACCUGCCGUGGCGAUUCAGGAGCUCCAUUGAUCUGUCAUAAUAAAUUAGUUGGCAUUGUUUCGUUAAGCA